GCGGGGCCGGCGCGGCGGCGGAGCUGCGGGACGGACCGGGCCGGGCCUGGCCGGGUACCCUCGUCCCGUUGUACUUCCAGUUUCCGCUUCAAAUAUUCAUGGUCUUGAAAGUGCGUUUGGAUCCCAGACAUUUUCCAGCACAGAACAAACCAAGAGCCCCCUCUCCUAUCUCAGAGCAAAACAGACAGCUUGAUAUCAUACGACCUCAUUUCUCCAAAUUAAAUGAAAGAAUUUUCACUAGCUUUCCAUGAAGCUCAGCUAUUGCCUGUUAAUUUUGACUGUUAGUGCUGAUCUUUCAGUUGGAUUCACAGUGGAAAAUGUAGCUUUUAACAGAACAGUUGCUUUUGGGUCUUUCAAUGCAUCACUUCAUGCAGUGUCUCAAGCUUUAAUAAGUUCUCCAGCACACCAUGAUAUCAUAGCCAAAGAAGGGACUAGUAUUUUAAUUGAAUGUAAACUGAACAUCAGCCAGUAUGAACAUAUCCUUUGGUAUAACUCCAGAGGACACCUGCUUGAACAGAAAGAUGAAGGUGACCGGUGGAGAAUUGCUGAUUAUUCCCUCAACAUCACAAAGGUCAGCUUUGCUGACCGGGGCCGGUACACGUGUGCAGGUGUUAAUCAUAACGAGACCUUGUACUACACAGUCACCCUGAGGGUUAUCUUCACCUCAGGGGACAUGAGUAUCUACUACAUGAUUGUGUGCCUCGUUGCCUUUGCCAUCACCCUCAUUUUGAACAUCACCCGCCUGUGCAUGAUGAGCAGCCACCUCCGCAAAACGGAGAAGGCCAUCAAUGAGUUCUUCCGCACGGAAGGGGCUGAGAAGCUGCAGAAGGCUUUUGAGAUAGCCAAGCGUAUCCCUAUCAUCACAUCUGCCAAAACGCUCGAGCUGGCCAAAGUCACUCAGUUUAAGACCAUGGAGUUUGCUCGGUACAUCGAAGAGCUCGCCAGGAGCAUUCCCCUCCCGCCUCUGAUCCUUAACUGCAGGGCGUUCAUGGAGGAGAUCUUCGAGGCCGUGCGAGUGGAUGACCCCGAUGAGGUGGGAAAGGAGGACAAGCAGCCCCCCGGCUGCGGGGCCCAGGCCGCGCUGUUCCCCAGGAACCCGGAGAUGAAGCGCAGCGAUUCCCCGGCCGGCGACUCGGACGAUGGCUCCAUGAGCGAGCAGGGCCAGGAGAUCGCCGUGCAGGUGUCCAUCCACCCCCAGGCCCAGGGGCAGAGCAUCGACACCGUGUCUCACGGCAGCUGCCACUCUGUGCCUGCCGAGGAAGGCACCUGCUGAGCCCAGUGAUCCCCAGGGGGGUGAAGGAAGCUCGGGUGAUCCAAGGAUAGUGUGAGAAAAGGGUCUGCAAACAAGCUGCCUCGGUCCCAUGUGCACAAGAGUUUUCCAAAUUGCAAGGUGCCAGAACUAGAUCUGAAGUGUGUAUUUUCUGUCAGUGUUGAUUUAACGAUUCGAGUCUGCCAGAAAAGGCCAUUUGGAAUAUUGUGCAGGGGCUUUUCUUUCUAAAUCAGGCUUGCUAUAUUUAAAAUAGUUACACAACAGGAGUUCUUUGUCCUUGGCUCCUUGGUAGCUUUUGAUACUUCAGAUCUGUGUGAGAAGUGACCAAGCCGAGCAGUACAACUUGCAAUAAGAACUUUUCCUUUGUGAGCUCCUUCUUUCCUCACGAAGUUGAGCUGAAAUUCCUUUGAGUCAGUGUUGUCCUGAUGAAUUGAGUUCUGUGCUCUUUUUGAGUUGCCUCGUGGUGCGUGUAGCCCAUCAGAACCAUGGUGAGCUUGAACAAAUCUGUUUUGUGUUGCGUGCUUGUGUGUUGCUAUCAAAAUGUACUGUACUUAGGAAAAGAAUAGUGCCAGGAUCUGCUGCUGGAUUAAAUGAGUUGUUGUCGUUUCAAAGCAGCUUAGAGAACAACCAGGAGGUCUCAGUUUUCUCUGCAUCUGCAGGAAACUUGUGUGUAUUCUAAAAGCUUGUUUUUUAAACUUGGUGCUGAUUGCCAAAGCGCCUUACCCUGGUUCUGUCCCACAGAAUGGAGCAGGGACAGCACUGCUGGCACUGCCUGGCUUUUGACUUUGCUGAUUUCACUCACUGUAGAAAAUCCAAAGUUUUAUAUGUAUUUGACGUUGUUGUGAGAAAAGGAUGACAGUAAUCACAUAGUGGCAUAACUAAUAAAUGAAUUUAUCAUCUACAGAUAGGUGCCAGGCACAUCUUUCUGAACAGCAUUAUAAUAAAGCAGGUGAAAAGUAGUGACACUGAGUCGCUCUGCUCUGGCUGGUCCUGUCACAAGGCAGUGGCAGAGAGAGUGGGGGGCUGGCUGAGCUAUUUGCCAGCCACUGUUUGCAGGAGUGGAGUGGCUCACUACUAGAGCCCAGCCUCAUGUGCUGCAGAGGUGGCAGAAGGGAGAGCUGCAGGUGCUGACAUACAUACACACAAAAGUACUUCACCAAGGAUCUCCCACCUGGCUUCCUCAGCUGUAGAGAUCCAGCCUCCAGGAAUUAGAGUGCAGACAAGAAUCUACUUUCUUCUUCCACUCUUUGGUGCUGAUUUUUUUUUCUCCUUAACAUUUGUAAGUUGUAUCACUUAAAUAGUAUUUUAUAUCCUGUUGAGAUUUAGUAGAUGUAAAGCUUGUAAGCACUCCACAAAUUAAUUUCUUACAACUACUGGAAGCAUAUUGCCAUAUAAUUUUAACAACUUGGCAAUAGGAGCACCAUUUAAUUUCACACAACUCUUUUUUCUUCCCUUAUUAUUACAGAAAUGUCAGUUGAACAAGUGAUUCUGGAGGGCUGCUCAGGAUUCUUAAGAGGAUUUGACAUUACAUUUACAUGAGUAGAGGUGGAAAACAAGCAGGCACAGUGGUAAUAGCAGGGUGGGGCUGUCUGUGGUAAUGCAUGCUCAGAAUGAAGGGGCUGAACGAAUUACAGUUACUCUGUCAGAGAGAGGAAAAUGACAGCAUCUAUUACCAUUUUAAACUACCUUCUGGGGAAAUUCCUGCAGUCAGCCACCAGUUAAAUCACCCUGGUUGCCUUUGGCCUGUCGGGUUUGUCAGGAAGAAAAUUGCUGGCCUUUAUUAUAGUAACAUUCCCACCAGCUUGGUGCCAUUUCCAAGACUGUAGCAAACUUUAUCUGCUUCAGGGGAAUAAAGCCUUCUGUACAUACUUCAAGUAGCUGCCUCAACAGUGACUUCUUUUUUUGCUUCCAUAGUUUGAUAGCACUUUAUGUCCAGGUGAAAAGUUUGUAUAGUUUUGUGUGACCUGUCUGGUUUCUUUUAAGUUUUUUUGAGGUUAUCAGUGUUAAAAGAUACUCUGUGGAUAAAUUCCUAUUUCUGUUGGAAGAGAGAAGCUGCUGGCUUCACUUCUGAGCUACAAUGGAUUCAUUGUUGCACAUGUGUGAGGGGAGAUUUGGGAGUUUGCACCCUUUAGGAUGCACUGGUUGAAAGAGGUGAAGGCUACAAGAGAGAAUGAUCUGUUUCAAUCUCCUUUGUGCCACAGGCCAUCAGAAUGUACCUGCACCUGCCUUAUUUCCCUAUAAACAGCUCUCCUUGCUUCUGUGAAACUGUUGCAUGAUAUGCAGCAGUAGCACAUUGGAUGUGUAACUCCUAAAAACACACGCAGUGAGAGGUGCCACUACAAAAUCUAAACCCUAUUUAAUUGCUUCCUAAGAAGCAGUUAUGAUUGACAGGUGUCACAUCAGAAGUGGCAGCUGACAGGCAGCAGGAUGACACUGGAGGUGUGUCAGAUGGGUGUCAGGAGAGCAGUUUCUAGAAAGAUUUGAUCUCUUCUUUGAUUUUUCUGCUUUAUUUAUGUAGCUCUGAGUUCUUCAGCACAGUUACCUGAUGUCUUCCUAUUGCUUUCUGAGAGGAAAGAAUGACCAUGCAUAAAGGUCCUCAGAAGUGCAGUUGCAGUGUCAAUUGCUGGAUAGCAAAGCUGAGAGUUUUCCUGAAUUACUACAGUAUUUUGUUCCUUAAAUUAAUUUCCUUCCUGGGAAGGAGGUGCUUUUGUAAGGAUUUUGGUGUAUCAGGAGUACCCUCUGAAUGUAGGAACUGAUCCUACUCCCACUGAAUUCAUUUAGAGAGGAUUUGGAGCUCUGGUGCAUUUCACAGGAUUUUUAUGCAUCUGAAAGCAAGGACGAUGGUGAUGUUAAAUGGUAAAAGUGAUUUCCAGAGAAUAAAAUUUGACACCAGUUUCCAAACAACUUGUGAACUGUUCUAGUUAUCCUGAGAGUAGAUGUGUGCACUUAAAUUUCUUUGAUGAAUCUAAUUGAACAUUAACAUUGAAAGUGUUUCUCUCUUAACUUUUUUUAGGAUGAGGAGAUUCUGCAGUGGUUUCCUUGCUUUAAACUAAAGUCUUUGACAAUCACAAGGCUAUUCUAUCUCUUCUUUGUGACUUAUUUUAAAAGACCUAAAAUCUACUUGUUAUCCAAGAGUACCUAAAACUAACUUUGUAGUGAUGAUUUGCAUUACCUGGAUUGUAAUGUAACUGUUUAAUGUAACCACGUAGGAUUUCAUACUUUCAUAAAAUGAAUUAGUAGAUUUGCAAAAUAAAUUCAAAAGAAAAACCUU
Messenger RNA from Corvus hawaiiensis (hawaiian crow), 4541 nucleotides. It is a transcript of the gene MFAP3, whose product is annotated as microfibril associated protein 3. Bases 248 to 1273 code for a protein of 341 amino acids. The record is from RefSeq and is a predicted model, not a curated record. NCBI's taxonomy places the organism in Eukaryota, Metazoa, Chordata, Aves, Passeriformes, Corvidae. The transcript is spliced from 3 exons.